AUGAAAAUGAUUUCUUCUGAUGACAGGAAGGACUACCUGGAGAUCACCUGGGCUGAAUUGAGAUCAACGGUUGAACCAUCUUUUGCUGAGAGAUCAUUAAUAUAUCACAGAGAUUACCUCACCACUGCUACUAUUGUAACAUCUUCUGCAGUCAAUAUCACUGAGCAUGCUGUUCUGACUGCUGAUGGUCAAUCACUUGCAUAUGAUUAUCUCGUUGUAGCUACUGGCCAUGUUUUUGCUUCUGCUGGAAGCAGAACAGAGAGGCUUGCAGAAUUCCAGAGAGAUAACGGGAAGAUAAAAUCUUCCGAGUCUGUGUUGAUAAUUGGAGGUGGUCCAACUGGUGUUGAACUUGCUGCAGAGAUCGCAGUAGACUAUCCAGAGAAGAAGGUGACACUUGUUCACAGAGGAUCACGAUUACUUGAUUUCAUUGAUCAAAAGGCUUCGAAGAAGUGCCUUGAUUGGCUGACUUCCAAGAAAGUGGAUGUACUUUUCCAACAAUCAGUUGACCUAAAAUCAUUAUCAGACACAGAGAAGUUCUACAAAACAUCAGCUGGAGAAACAAUAACAGCUGAUUGCCACUUUGUGUGUAUCGGUAAGCCACUGAGUUCAUCGUGGCUACAUGAUACCAUCCUGAAGGAAUCUUUGGACACCAAAGGAAGAGUAAUGGUGGAAAAGGACCUAAGAGUGAAGGGUUACAAUAACAUUUUUGCAAUUGGUGACAUCACCGAUAUUCCUGAAAUCAAACAAGGGUACCUCGCCCAGAAGCACGCGCUGCUGGUAGCGAAGAACCUGAAGCUACUGAUCAAGGGGUCACCUCCGAGCAAGCUCGCCACCUACAGCACGGGCUUCCCGCUGGCGAUCGUCUCUCUAGGAAGGAAGGAAGGGCUGGCGCAGCUACCCUACCUGACGCUCACCGGGUGCAUACCGGGGAUGCUCAAAUCCAAGGACCUGUUCGUCGGCAAGACGAGGAAGCAGAUGGGCCUGAAUGCUUGA
This is a messenger RNA of Triticum turgidum subsp. durum (durum wheat), 993 nucleotides long. The record is from the annotation of a GenBank genome assembly. NCBI's taxonomy places the organism in Eukaryota, Viridiplantae, Streptophyta, Magnoliopsida, Poales, Poaceae.